This is a messenger RNA of Gongylonema pulchrum, 264 nucleotides long. NCBI's taxonomy places the organism in Eukaryota, Metazoa, Nematoda, Chromadorea, Rhabditida, Gongylonematidae. The record is from the annotation of a GenBank genome assembly.
UUCGAAGAUAAAGAAAACACGACAAUUGUGAGCGGUGCAACGCGGUACAAUCAAACCGGUGCUGUGACAUUCCUGCCAUUUCGUUAUGGUCAAACAGCGAAUGCCCAGCUAGCCCAUCAGCUGACCCUUACCGAUGAUAGUUUUAUGUUGCUUGGCUCACAACUCGGUUCAGCGUUCGGUUAUGCCAUCGAAGUAACUGAUCUCAAUAACGAUGGGUCAGUGCUUCAACAUUAUUUGCUUGAGAGAAUAAGAAUUAUAAUAUGA